This is a messenger RNA of Anneissia japonica, 4309 nucleotides long. Its product is annotated as E3 ubiquitin-protein ligase TRIM23-like. Gene Ontology annotation, molecular function: zinc ion binding; GTP binding; GTPase activity. The transcript has 10 exons. The record is from RefSeq and is a predicted model, not a curated record. Lineage: Eukaryota; Metazoa; Echinodermata; Crinoidea; Comatulida; Comatulidae. Bases 95 to 1813 code for a protein of 572 amino acids. Gene Ontology annotation, cellular component: cytoplasm; lysosomal membrane; plasma membrane. Gene Ontology annotation, biological process: vesicle-mediated transport; intracellular protein transport.
AGAAAGCAGUGUCGAUAGUCAGUUUCCAGAGAACGAAUGAAUGUAGCUUAGGCUAGGCCCAGGCCUAUGUUUGUUUGUUUGUUGUUUUUUUGGAAUGCAAAGAAUGGCCUCAAUCUCAACAAAACAUAACUAUGAAUGUGUGGCUGAUAGAAAGCCAAAAUCUAAUGUGCUGGAAUGUAGAGUAUGUGAUGAUGUGUUUAGUCUUCAGGGCAAGAAAGUGCCUCGGCUUCUUCACUGUGGACAUACUCUAUGUCAUGAAUGUUUGACCAGACUUCCAGUUUAUGGUGGGGCAGUGCUUUGUCCAUUUGACCGGCAAGCAACUCAACUAACAGAUUCAGGAGUUGCGGGCUUGAAGAAGAACUUUGCACUUAUUGAUCUCAUUGAAAGAUUGCACAUUUCGAAAGAACAGUUUAAUAUCCUACGAGAUACUUUACCGAAUACUGCUACUGAUAAGACUUGUAUACAGUGUGAUGAAAACGAAGAACAUAAGGCUGUGAUUUACUGCACUGUAUGUAGCACUAAUCUCUGUGCCCCAUGUGCACUAAGUACGCACUCAACUCGGACACUAGCCAAGCACAAGCGUAUCCCGUUAUCUGAGAAGCCGCGGGAGCGGCCAGCAUGCAACAUUCACACGCCACACCUUGUCGAGUUCUCAUGCUUAGAGCCGGAGUGCCAGUCCAACCCGUUGAUGUGUUCACUUUGUAAAGAUCACGGAAUCCACAAAUCACAUAAGUGUUCUGCUUUGAGCCAAGAGGCAAGUAUGACGAGGAUAACCAUUAAGGAGACAGUGCUUCAGAUCAGACCAUUUAUUGACGAGAUUUCGGAGCUUAUGCAAAAGCUAAGCACAACCAUUGAAGAGAUAGAAGGUGGUACACGUUUAGUGGAAGACCUGGAUGGCAUUGCCGAGCCUAGACAUAUUCCAGGGACAGCUGAGAUUGUUAGGUCCCGUGUACGUCAACAUUUUCAGGAACUCCAUGAAACUCUGCAACGGCAAGAGGAUGUUGCACAAAGUGUCAUUGAUUCGCACCUACGUGAACGAUUGUAUGUUUUGCGACACCAGCAAGAAGCGUUCUCAAAUAUGAUGUCACAAGUAACCACAAUUUGCCUUCAGUGUGACAGGGCAUUGCAAUAUGAUAACGCUAGGGUCCUACUAGCAAGGACAGAAAUUAACAAACUUUUGGAAUCUUUGCGAAUUCAUCAACAGCAGUUCAAUGAACUUUCACAGAACACUCAGCUCAGUCCUGGAAUUCCUAUUACAUUCACAAAGGAUAAUCGUGUUCACAUUGGGCCUAAGAUGGAAAUGAGAGUUGUGGUAUUAGGUUUGGAUAAUGCGGGCAAGACGAGUAUCUUAUUCAAACUGAAGCAGAAUGAAUUCAUUCAGACAAUACCAACAAUAGGCUUCAAUGUUGAAACAGUGGAGUAUCGCAAUCUGAACUUCACCAUUUGGGAUGUAGGUGGCGAUCCUAAACUCAGGCCAUUAUGGAAGCACUACUACCUCAAUACACAAGCUGUAGUAUUUGUUGUGGACAGCUGUGAUUCAGAGCGCAUAGAGGAAGCGUACGAUGAGCUGGCUGCCCUCAUGUCCGAGAAACAACUUAGAGAUGCAGUGGUGCUUGUUUUUGCUAAUAAACAGGAUAUUUCUGGAGCCAUCGGUAUCGACGUCAUCUCCGAACGACUCUCACUACACAAGCUGUGUUUUGGACGUAGUUGGUUCAUCCAGCCAUGUGAUGCUCAAAGUGGCACAGGCCUUAAGGAUGGUUUAGAGUGGCUCUCGAGGCAGCUGGUUGCUGCUGGGGUAAUGGAUAUAGCAUAAUAUAUAUAUAGCUGUAGAUUGUAUAUGAUAUUCUGUCAUGGCUUGAUGUAACUACUAGUGUUUUAUAUCUUUAGUACAAGUUUACCAGAGUGCCAUUUUUUUUUUUAUUGUACCAGUUGACGGUACUAGUUACAUAAAACCUUGGUAUGAAUUUACUGAGAUGCCGACAUGUUAUGGUACCAAUUAUUGGUAAUAGUGUAUUAGUCCUUGGUACAAGUUGACUACUGUACCUGUUAGGUGUGGUACUAGUUAACACUACUAGUAAGCGUAAAAGUCCAUGGUGUGAAUUGACUAGGUUGCCUGUUAAGUAGGGUAGUUAAUGCUACUAGUGUAAAAGUCCUUGGUAUGCGAGUCCACUAAGAUCCUUUUUAUGAAACCAUCCCAGCUUCAUAGAUAUGUGUAACACAAAAUACAAAGUAGUCAACCUAUCAUUCCCAUAUGACAUGCUCAGGUCAUAUAAGCCUGUAUUUAUCUAUGAAUAUAGGAAAUAUACAUCCUGAUCUUGCGUGCAUUGAUUGAGUUGCAACAUUUCUUUCUACUUACGCCUACUAACAGUUAGAAUGUACAGUAUAGGUCAUUAUGACAUCAUCAUGUGGGAAUUCCCCUUAUGACAUCAUUACUGUUGUUCACCUUAUCAACUUCAUAUUGUGCAAUGUUGGGUGGCAACCGUUAACCAGCCUUCAGUAUUUUCAGUAAGUUACUGUAUACUAAAACUUGAUGAUUCUAUUUAUUUUUACUCUAAAUUAGCUUCAUCAUCUACCAUUUGUGUUGCAAAUAUAAUUUGCUUUCACCAAUUUGUGUUUCAUUUUGAGACCCAUGUUUGACUUGUAAACUUUCAUGACUGUACAAAACAUUUGUUGAAUAUAUACACUGCCAAUUGUAAAUAAUAUAAAAAGAGUGAAUGUUAUUCUUCUUCAUGAGGAUUACAAUAUAAAAAAGAUGUAAAAUAGAUGAUAGUGACCUAUAACAGGUCACUACAUAAUGGGAGAUUUUGAUUUGAAGCAACAUAGAACUAAUGGCGUCAUGUUAAUUUAACUGUGCAUGUGUGAACGUUGUGCAUUUACAUUCUCCUAAAAUCUGCAUUGGUUGUUGGCUGAAUCUACAUCUAGGCCAACAAGGACUAUACUGUAAUGUAUCAAACAAUUGGUGCAUCAAUCUUUUGUGUUUGUGAUAUAUCCGCAUACGUGUUGUAAAAAAUUGAUUUAAAGUAAAACGUAGAAUGUAUGCAACGGCAGUCAAGAAUGCUCCGAAACGUUCUGACAUCUAAAACAAAAAAUGGUACUAAUUUUGGCCAUUUCAAGCAUUACAGAGACAUUUUAGAAUGCAUUCCAUUAUCCCAAAAGAGUUAAAAUUGGAUUGAAAAAAAAAUGUUGCCUUCUUUUGUCCGAUGGGUUGUGUCCAAGAUGUGGUUGGGGUGGGGAGAGCAAGAUGGCUUGUCCACCUGCUGGGGUAGCAAGAACCAUAACAUUUUUUAUAUUGAAUGUUUUUUAAGAACAGCAUUUUUGUGAAUUUUAAAUGUAGAGAAAUUUUGUAAUAAUUCUUCCUUGUUUAGUUACUUCCAUUUAUUAACUACAUAUCCUUGUGACUAAAGUUUAUCUCUUUAAAUUAUCACCCACAAAGAACUUAUUUUAAAGAAAUAAUUUUACAUUUUGUAUUUGAUCUUUUUUCUAACAAUCAAUAUUUUUCAAUGCGUUGCAGAAAUAUAAACAUUGUGAUUCUAGUUUGAGGUUUAAAUCAAUAUAUUAUAUGAAAGAUGAGGAUUAAUGACAAAUAGAAUUGUGAAGCAGUUGUUAGUUUUUGAACUUUUCUACAUUUUAAUGAUGAUAAUAAUUUUGAUGUGUGUGUUUUUUGAUGAUAAGAACAAGUGUACAGUAUCUUCAAUAUAAUUAUUGAUAAAGAUACUGGAAUCAUUUGGUGGCUUUAGGAUAUACUUUUAAGCUGUCUGACAGGGGGCCUGAAUAUUUUGUGGAGGUUUUCUAGAUUAUGAAGAUUCCGUUGGGAUCGGACAGAAAUAUGAAUGAAAUUUAAGGAUGAGAAAUGUAUUUCCUAGCUUUGUACAUAUGUAAUGCUGAUCAUUUUAUUGUUGUGUUGUUUACAUGUUUGAAACAAGUAAAAAUAUUUAAAACAGUAUUUAAUCUAAAUUUUGUUAAAUUAUUAUACAUAUUUGAAUAUCUGUAUCACAUAAAUGAAAUGCAAUUAUUGCCAAAAUAUCGGUGACUAUUUAAAUAUAUUUAAUAUUCAUAAUCUAUGAUGAUAAAGAUGAUUAUUAUAGUGUUUGUUUUGUACUGUAUAUAGUGAGAUGCUUCUCUGUAAAACAAAAGCUUCAUUAAAGCCUGUCUUCUCAGCAUGUGUUCAAACUAGCAGUCAUUCUUAAAAUAAUUUCACUAUUGGUACACAAUAACUUUUCUCAUAAUAAGCGAUUUAUUCUUCAAAAUUGUCAAAAAUUUAUUAUUUACAGAAAUAAAUAUGCUGCAAUAAGAGCAGGCUUAUCAUUUA